AUGCCUCCCAAGGCCGCGAACAAAAAGGCCGCUGCGCCCAAGGCCAGCGCGCCUAAGAAGGCUACUACCAACACUGCCGCUGCGACGAAGAAGGCUGCUGAGCCGACAAAGAAGACUGCUGCGAAGCCCGCCGCGAAGAAGGACGCGACUACUAACGGCGCGACCGCCGCCUCCAAGCGCAAGCUCGCUGAGGAAGAGGACGAGGUCGACGAGUCCGCUGACGAGUCCGCCGAGGAGGAUGAGAAACCUGCGACCAAGAAGACCGCUAAGAAGGCAGUCGAACCAGCCGCGAAGAAGACCAAGACUACCACUGCUGCCGCCAAGAAGAAGGCCGCUGCUGCUGAGGAGACCGAAGAUGAGUCCAAGACCAAGAAGCCUUUGAAGAAGGCCGCUGUCAAGAAGGCUGAGCCCAAGAAGGCUGCCGCCGCGAAGAAGGCCGACACCAAGGCUCCUGCCGCAAGCAAGAAGCGCAAGUCUAGCGAAGAAGAGCCAGAGGACGAGAAGCCCAAGGCGAAGAAGUCCAAGACCGACGAUGCUGAGGUCGACAGUCAGGCCACCGAGUCCGCCAAGGCGACGGAGUCUGCCGACGAGGAGCCCAAGGCCGAGAAGCCUGUGAAGGCGACCAAGAAGACUGUCACCGCUGCCCCCAAACCCCCUCCUGCUCAUCCCCACAAGAUUGGCAAGAAGAUCAACUCUGCCCCUACACAGAUCCUUGACGUCUACGUCUUUGGCGAGGGCUCUUCUGGCGAGCUGGGUCUCGGCAGCAAGAAGCUUGACGGCAAGAAGGUCGUUGAUGUCAAGCGCCCUAGGCUUAACCCCCUUCUCUCUGCCAAGGACGUUGGUGUUGUUCAGAUUGCCUGCGGCGGCAUGCACGUGGCUGCGCUGACCAAGGACAACAAGAUCCUCACCUGGGGCGUCAAUGACCAGGGCGCCCUUGGCCGCGACACUAACUGGGACGGCGGACUGCGCGAUGCCGAUGCUGAGGAAGAAGAGGAGGACGAGGAUGAUUCGGGCAUCAACCCUCGCGAGAGCACGCCCACUGCUCUCGGCGCUGAGCACUUCGCUCCGGAAGCCAAAUUCACUCAGGUUGUGGCUAGCGACAGCGCCACCUUCGCUCUGACGGAGGAUGGCAGAGUCUAUGGAUGGGGCACGUUCAGAUCGAGUGAUGGUAUUCUCGGUUUCACCGACAAGAUCCAGAUCCAAAAGACACCCGAGUACCUUCCCACUCUCAAGAACAUCACGGCUCUUGCUGCCGGCUCCAACCACAUUCUGGCUCUCGACGACAAGGGUGUUGUUGUUGCUUGGGGCUGCGGUCAGCAGAACCAACUCGGACGUCGCAUCAUCGAGCGCAACAAGCUUUCGUCGCUUAUUCCUCAGAGCCUGGGCAUCCCCAAGGGCAAGGUCGACCGCAUCGCCUGCGGGUCCUACCACAGCUUCGCCUUGGCCAAGGACGGCCGCGUUUGGGCUUGGGGUCUGAACAACUUUGCUGAAACCGGUAUCGAGAUGGGUGCCGGCGAGGACGACGCCGUUGUCCUGAGACCCACGAUUGUUGAGGCUCUCAAGGACUACAAGGUUAAGCAGAUUGCUGGCGGAGAGCACCACUCUCUUGCCUGCACUGAAGACGGCAAGCUCCUGACGUGGGGUCGUCUAGACGGCAACCAGGUCGGCAUUCCCGUGGAAGAGCUCCCUGCGGACAGCGUCAUUAAGGAUGAAAGCAACAACCCUCGUAUCCUCUCUAAGCCGACUGUUGUUGAGGACAUUGCCAAGUGUGUCUACGUCGCUGCCGGCGUCGACAACAACUUUGCCAUCGACAACAAGGGCGAGGCCCACUCUUGGGGCUUCUCUGCCAACUACCAGACCGGCCAGGGCACAACUGAAGACAUUGAGACCCCGACCACCAUUGACAAUACUGCCGUUCGUGGCAAGAAGCUUGUUUUCGCUGGCGCUGGUGGCCAGUACUCCAUUUUGGGCGGCGUUGCCGAUGUUCCCAAGGUCAACGGUUUCGCAGCAGUCGCAGCCAGCCAGCCGGCGACUGGUGGCUUCAGACCCGUGUUCUAA
Messenger RNA from Colletotrichum higginsianum IMI 349063, 2058 nucleotides. RefSeq names its product Ran exchange factor Prp20/Pim1. The record is from RefSeq and is a predicted model, not a curated record. The transcript is spliced from 3 exons. Gene Ontology annotation, molecular function: guanyl-nucleotide exchange factor activity. Lineage: Eukaryota; Fungi; Ascomycota; Sordariomycetes; Glomerellales; Glomerellaceae. Gene Ontology annotation, cellular component: cytoplasm. The coding region runs from base 1 to 2058 and encodes 685 amino acids.